AUGUCGAUCUGGCAAUGGAGGAGUACGAGUGCACACUCUGCGAGCAUGGGAUCGCAGGUAUCCCUGCAUGAUAGCUCAGUGGACCGCUCGCACUCCGGGACGCCAGAAGCAGGGCGGCGUUAUAACACUCUGGAGCAUCCGCGAAUAAUUGAGAGGCAUUUCGGAGAGGCGGUAAGGGCACGAUGGAAGCUACUGCGGAAGCUCUCCGGGAGCGGACAGCUGGAUGUGGGGCCUCCGGAUUUGGUGCAUGUGACAGGAUAUGACAGAUACCACCAGGUGCAGAUUGGGGAACACCACUACAUUACGGGUCUAGACGUAUCCAGCGAGGCGAUGCCUAUCGCGUACAUGAACACGCUUCGGCUGGGGCGAAAACAUACAGAGGACGAAGACGACCUGGUCUGCACGUUCUGCACAGUGAACCUGUUCUCGAAGGUGGACGUGCGGAUCCGGUUUGAGUCGGAGCGGGCGUUUCAGGUGUACGCGGUUGACUGCGGUUCCGAUGAGCAGGUUCAGAUGAGCGACGGCUUGUGGGAGGAGACUUUUGUGAGCGGGUGCAUUCGGAGUAUGGUGAUCAACAGCGACCGCCGGCGCAAGGUCCCCGGGCUGAUAGAGUACCCAAUUGGGGCGGAGAACGGCAGAAGCUACUCCGAAAACGUGGUAUUUUUGCUCUGCAAGUAUUUGCCGCGCGCCAAGGACACGGGCGUCGACCUCACAGUGCACACGUCUGUGACGAGUCUGCAGAACUACCUGGCCGAUGCGCUACUGAAGUUCUUAUCUAUCAACCCCGGAUUGUUCACAUACGCUAUUGAAUGUUUGCAGCAAUUGAUAGAAGGCGAUCCAGCGAACGAUUUUAUUUAUAGACUGAUGCAGGCAAAAGUUGCAAUAUGCAGCAAUUCAAAUGAACUUAAAGCGGUCCAGUUUCUGAACAGCACGGUUACUCGCUUUCUUCCGAACAUAGCGGCCCUCCACAACAGAGACCUGCAGAACGCCAUCGACUUAUUGAACGUGCAGGUCGGGUUCCUACUACAGAAGGAAGACUACGAGUUUGCCCUUCCCUUGGCUCAGAAAGCGACGUCUCUUGUGCAUGAUAACUUCCUUUCUUGGGAGCAACUAGCGACAUGUUACAUCGGGCUUGGACAGUAUGAUGAAGCCUUACUAGCGAUCAAUUGCAUGCCACGCUUAGCUCAAGGUACUCCUGGCUACGCAGCAUCCAUGAUAGACCUAAUUGACUCCAAUUACUACAAGAGACCGAUGAGCCUAGGGCCAACUUCUGAUCUCUAUUCCGUUGAGACCAAUUAUAUAUCUCACUCUGUUCCACAUUCCAACCACUUGGCUCUGCAGACGAUGAUAUAUGGCCGAACGGUUAUGUCAAGACCGUCUACAGCUGCAGGAUGCAUAGAGGAAAUCUGGAACGGGCCCUGCAUGAAGUUGGGCCCGAUAUAUGGCCCGGAUAGCUUCAACUUACUGGCAUUUGUGUCUCCGAGUGAGAAUAACGCUAUCAAGGACCGUGGCGUCCUCCAACGAAAUUCUAGUUCGACUCGCCUGUCCGGCGGGGAUGAGCGUGUUUACAGCUUGCUCAUGGAUAUUGUCGCACGUAUCGGCUGGAACCGCUUCCUCGACAUUCGUGCACGCAUUUUCGUCAUGCGCAGCGAGCACUCCACAAGUCCGACAGUGGUGCCUGAACUUAAGCAGAAACGCCUCUGCGAAAAAUGGCUUGAUGAGCUCUUUCUCAACUUAUAUGAAGACUUACGUGUCUCUGCCAACUCCCCACUCCACACACAGGAUCUUCAGAACAGUGGACUUGAGUGGCAGCUACUCGGCUUGACCCUUCUGCGCACCCGCUACAUGGACGAGGCUGUUGCUUGUUUGCGGACUAGCAUUCUCGUGCGCUUUGAUGUUAUAUCUGCUCACAAGCUUCUGCACCUCUUCCUCGACGGUAGUCUUACUACCCUAGAUACUGAUGUUAUCUUGCGUCUUGUUGUCGCCAAUGCGGCCUACGCUGCACGUUUCUAUGACUGGUGUCAGACACUGACAAUCCUCGUCUUACGUCGCUUCUGCGAAGUACAUCCGAAGGAUGUCAUCCGCAGUCGCAUCCACGGGCUCUAUCCUCCAGACACUGGCAUCCUACCGCUCAUAGACAGGUUCUUAGACCGGCUAGACUUCAUAUGA
This is a messenger RNA of Eremothecium gossypii ATCC 10895, 2169 nucleotides long. It is a transcript of the gene CHS6, whose product is annotated as Chs6p. Gene Ontology annotation, molecular function: protein binding. Gene Ontology annotation, biological process: Golgi to plasma membrane transport. Gene Ontology annotation, cellular component: exomer complex. NCBI's taxonomy places the organism in Eukaryota, Fungi, Ascomycota, Saccharomycetes, Saccharomycetales, Saccharomycetaceae. The record is from RefSeq and is marked provisional. Bases 1 to 2169 code for a protein of 722 amino acids. The transcript has a single exon.